CACAGACGGACCCACGUGUGUGGGGGAAAAGAUGGCUAGUGGAGAGGUGUGGAGCGUGCUGGAGGAGUGUGUAAAGAAAAUAAAUGCCAUCACAGCACAGCCGGAGAACUUUCUGAGCCUUCAAGAUGGAGUGGCAGCAGACUUCACCUCGCUCACUAAGACCCUGUAUGACCUCCACAAAGCUCAGCAGCCUGCAGGUUACAAAGGCAGCCCGUUGGCUCAGCUGGUGGUGGAAAACUUUGAUGAAGAGCAGAUCUGGCAGGAGCUGGAGCUGCAGAAUGAUGCUGUACUGGAACACUUUAAAAAUGCCACAAAUAAGGCAUUGACAGAUAAGACAUUAACAUUGCUAGCUGAGGAAGAAGUUAGUGAUGGGGAAGAAGUAGAGACCGAUAAGGAAAAUGUUGAUGAGGAGGAAGAAGAGGAGGAGAAGGAGGAGGAGAAACUACACAAACAGUCUAAGAAAAUGGCUGCAGAGGCAGAGGACUACACAGAUGAGGACUCUGACUUAGAUUUUGACGUGGAUGCUCUGGAGAAGCGAGAGAAACAGAAGAAGGAUAUUGGAAGGAAAGGCUCCAAAACAAAGGUGGUCCCCUCUGAGGUUGAUGAUAAGUUCUUCAAACUGUCAGAGAUGGAGUCGUUUCUUGAUGAUAUGGACAAGCGAGAAGGAAAGGAUGAUGGGAAAGAAGAUGACUUAGACUAUUUCCAGGACCUGCCCUCUGAUGAGGACGAGGAUCUCGACCUAGAGCAAAUACUCUCUUCGAAAAAGAAAACAAAAACCACUGCAAAGAGUUCCAGGAAUCUCAAGUACAAGGACUUCUUCGACGCUGUGGAUAGUGAACCAGCUAGAGCAGAUGACCAGUCAGAUGGCGAGGAUGACAGCAUGGAUGAAAGCCAGGAAGAAGGCGAAGAAGAAAUGGAUGACGAGGAAGAUGAUUAUGAUGGUGAAGAGGAGGGUGAUGAUGAGGAUGAAGAGAGAAGUCGGUCCAAAGCAUCUCAUAAGAAAGUCACCUUUAACCUCUCUGGGGACGAGGACAGCGAGGGAGAGGCCAUGGAGGAGAUUUUUGGAGGAAAAAGUUCAAGCUCAGCAAAGUCUGAGUCAAAGUCAUCGUUUGAGAAACGUCAAGAAAAGAUGUCAGAGAAGAUCAAGGAGCUGGAGACGGCAGCUCUAGCAGAGAAGCCCUGGCAACUGUCUGGAGAGGUGACAGCACAGACCCGACCAGAGAACAGCAUGCUGGAGGAGGACGUGGAGUUUGAGCAGUCAUCCAGGAUGGCUCCUGCUAUCACAGAGGAGACCACACUACAGCUGGAAGACAUUAUCAAACAGAGAAUUAAAGACCAGGCCUUUGAUGAUGUGGUCCGCAAGGAGAAACCCAAAGAGGAGGUGUUUGAGUACAAGAAGAGGCUAACGUUGGACCAUGAGAAGAGCAAGCAGAGUCUAGCAGAAAUCUAUGAGCAAGAGUACCUCAAACAGAAUCAGCAAAAGACAGAGGAGGAAGAGAACCCAGCCCAUGGAGAAAUUCAAAAACUUAUGGACACACUCUUCCUAAAGCUGGACGCUCUCUCCAACUUCCACUUCACACCCAAACCACACAUUCCAGAGGUCAAAGUGGUCUCUAACCUGCCGUCCAUUACGAUGGAAGAGGUGGCUCCAGUCAGUGCUAGUGACGCUACGCUGCUCGCACCAGAGGAAAUCAAGGAGAAGAACAAAGCAGGAGAUAUACUGGGUGCCACUGAGAAGACGUCAACAGACAAGAAGCGUGAGAGACGCCACAAGAAGAAGGUGAAACGUCUGAAGAUCAAGGAGAAAGAACAGAGACAGAAACUCAAAGAGGCUAGUACGACUGGAGAGAACAAAAAGCCAUCAAAGACCGAAGUUGCAGAAAACCUGAAGAAACUCACAAAAGGUGGCAAAGCCACGAUACUCAAGGACGAAGGAAAGGACAAGGCUCUGCGGUCGUCUCAAGCCUUCUUCUCUCAGCUGCAGGAUCAGGUCAAAAGUCAGAUCAAAAGUGCAAAGGACCCGUCUUCGAAGAAGAAGAAAAACAAAGAGGUGUCUGUCAGCAAACUCAAGUUAUAAUAAAUGUGACGGUUUGAUGUGGAAAAUCAACUUUUUAUUGUACAGAUUCUUUAUAUUCAAAUCUGAAAGUCAAAUCUUGUUAAAUGUUUCCCUUUUCCUUAAAAUAAAUCAAGUGCCCAGA
Messenger RNA from Larimichthys crocea (large yellow croaker), 2198 nucleotides. It is a transcript of the gene mphosph10, whose product is annotated as M-phase phosphoprotein 10 (U3 small nucleolar ribonucleoprotein). The transcript is spliced from 11 exons. The coding region runs from base 32 to 2077 and encodes 681 amino acids. The record is from RefSeq and is a predicted model, not a curated record. Gene Ontology annotation, cellular component: sno(s)RNA-containing ribonucleoprotein complex; small-subunit processome; Mpp10 complex. NCBI's taxonomy places the organism in Eukaryota, Metazoa, Chordata, Actinopteri, Sciaenidae. Gene Ontology annotation, biological process: rRNA processing.